AUGGAUGAGGAAAACAUGACGAAAAGCGAGGAGCAGCAGCCUCUGAGUUUGCAAAAAGCCUUACAGCAGUGCGAGUUGGUCCAAAACAUGAUAGACCUGAGCAUCUCCAACCUGGAAGGGCUUAGGACCAAAUGUGCCACCUCCAACGACCUCACACAAAAAGAGAUCCGGACCCUGGAGAGCAAGCUGGUAAAGUACUUCAGCCGACAGCUGUCCUGCAAAAAGAAGGUGGCCCUGCAGGAGCGCAACGCCGAGCUGGAUGGCUUCCCCCAGCUUCGACACUGGUUCCGGAUCGUCGAUGUGCGGAAGGAAGUCCUGGAGGAAAUCACCCCCGGCCAGCUGAGUCUGGAGGACCUCUUGGAGAUGACAGAUGAGCAGGUGUGUGAGACCGUGGAGAAAUAUGGAGCCAACCGGGAGGAGUGUGCCCGUCUCAAUGCCUCCCUGUCCUGUCUCCGGAACGUCCAUAUGUCAGGAGGCAACCUUUCCAAACAAGACUGGACCAUCCAGUGGCCCACCACGGAAACGGGGAAGGAGAACAACCCUGUGUGCCCCCCGGAGCCCACCCCGUGGAUCCGCACCCACCUCUCCCAGAGCCCCAGGGUCCAGACCAAGUGUGUCCAGCACUACUGUCAUGCCAGCCCCUCACCCGGGGCCCCCGUGUACACUCACAUGGACAGGCUAACUGUGGAUGCCUACCCGGGUCUGUGCCCGCCACCGCCACUGGAAUCAGGCCACCGCUCCCUGCCCCCGUCGCCCCGGCAGCGGCACGCGGUCCGCACCCCGCCACGCACCCCCAAUAUCGUCACCACCGUGACCCCACCUGGCACACCACCCAUGAGGAGGAAGAACAAGCUGAAGCCCCCAGGGACCCCACCGCCCUCCUCCCGGAAGCUGAUCCACCUGAUUCCAGGUUUCACUGCCCUGCAUCGAAGCAAGUCCCACGAAUUCCAGCUGGGUCACCGUGUAGAUGAGGCCCACACUCCCAAAGCCAAGAAGAAAAGCAAACCCUUGAACCUCAAGAUUCACAGCAGCGUGGGCAGCUGUGAGAACAUUCCUUCUCAGCAGCGCUCCCCACUCCUGUCCGAGCGCUCCCUCCGCUCCUUCUUUGUGGGACACGCACCUUUCCUGCCCUCCACCCCUCCCGUCCACACUGAGGCCAACUUCUCUGCAAACACACUGUCCGUGCCGCGCUGGUCCCCACAGAUCCCUCGCAGAGACCUCGGCAACUCCAUCAAGCACAGGUUUUCCACCAAGUACUGGAUGUCUCAGACAUGCACAGUCUGUGGGAAAGGAAUGCUUUUUGGCCUCAAGUGUAAAAAUUGCAAGUUAAAGUGCCACAACAAAUGCACCAAAGAAGCCCCUCCCUGUCAUCUCCUGAUCAUCCACCGAGGGGAUCCAGCAAGGUUAGUCCGAACAGAGUCCGUCCCAUGUGACAUCAACAACCCUCUACGAAAGCCACCCCGGUAUUCGGACCUGCACAUCAGUCAGACGCUCCCCAAAACCAACAAAAUCAGCAAGGACCACAUCCCUGUCCCUUACCAGCCAGACUCUAGCAGCAAUCCCUCAUCCACCACGUCCUCCACACCCUCCUCGCCAGCACCCCCGCUCCCUCCCAGCGCCACACCGCCUUCUCCCCUGCACCCUUCCCCGCAGUGCAUGAGGCAGCAGAAGAACUUCAACCUGCCAGCAUCCCACUACUACAAAUACAAGCAGCAGUUCAUCUUCCCAGAUGUUGUGCCGGUGCCAGAGACGCCAACCCGGGCACCCCAGGUCAUCCUGCAUCCAGUGACCUCGAAUCCAAUCUUGGAAGGAAAUCCAUUACUUCAAAUUGAAGUGGAGCCAACCUCAGAGAAUGAAGAGGGCCACGAUGAGGCCGAGGAGUCAGAGGAUGAAUUUGAGGAGAUGAACCUGUCCCUGCUCUCAGCCAGGAGCUUCCCACGCAAGGCCAGCCAGACCAGCAUCUUCCUGCAGGAGUGGGACAUCCCUUUUGAGCAGCUGGAGAUCGGCGAGCUCAUUGGCAAGGGCCGCUUUGGGCAGGUGUACCAUGGCCGCUGGCAUGGCGAGGUGGCCAUCCGGCUGAUCGACAUCGAGAGGGACAACGAGGAACAGCUAAAGGCCUUCAAGCGAGAGGUGAUGGCCUACAGGCAGACGCGGCAUGAGAACGUGGUGCUCUUCAUGGGCGCCUGCAUGAGCCCACCUCACCUGGCCAUCAUCACCAGCCUCUGUAAGGGACGGACGCUCUAUUCUGUGGUGAGGGAUGCCAAAAUCGUCUUGGAUGUCAACAAAACGAGGCAGAUUGCCCAAGAAAUUGUGAAGGGCAUGGGCUACCUCCACGCAAAGGGGAUCCUUCACAAGGACCUCAAGUCAAAGAAUGUCUUCUAUGACAAUGGCAAAGUGGUGAUCACAGACUUCGGGCUCUUCAGCAUUUCUGGGGUGCUGCAGGCUGGCAGGAGGGAGGACAAGCUGCGCAUCCAGAAUGGCUGGCUGUGCCACCUGGCACCAGAGAUCAUCCGCCAGCUGUCUCCUGACACGGAAGAGGACAAGCUCCCCUUCUCCAAGCAUUCAGAUGUCUUUGCACUCGGCACAAUUUGGUAUGAACUCCAUGCCAGGGAGUGGCCUUUCAAGACCCAACCAGCAGAGGCAAUAAUCUGGCAAAUGGGCACAGGCAUGAAACCCAACCUCAGCCAGAUCGGCAUGGGAAAAGAAAUCUCGGACAUUCUUCUCUUUUGCUGGGCCUUUGAACAAGAAGAAAGACCUACAUUCACUAAGCUCAUGGACAUGCUGGAGAAACUGCCAAAGCGAAACCGCCGCCUUUCUCACCCUGGACAUUUCUGGAAGUCUGCAGAGUAG
Molecule: messenger RNA, 2850 nt
Organism: Nyctereutes procyonoides (raccoon dog)
Lineage: Eukaryota; Metazoa; Chordata; Mammalia; Carnivora; Canidae
Gene: KSR2
Product: kinase suppressor of ras 2
Exons: 19
Coding region: 1-2850 (949 amino acids)
Biological process (GO): protein phosphorylation
Molecular function (GO): protein kinase activity; ATP binding
Source: RefSeq, a predicted model, not a curated record